AUGGGUCACGACAGAUAAUGGAAUUAAAAUAAAGAGAAAUAUGUUUACUCUAAAGAAGAAAUUUAAUCAUAUAGAGUUCCUCUUAGGAUAAAAUAAAGUCCAUGUGUGGAUACUUAUAUUCCCCUUAUUUAAUGUUUGUAAGAAAAUGAUUAUAGUUUAGCUAAGAGAUUUUUUGAUAGAAGGUUAUAAAAUAGAUAAAUUAAAUAUUUAAAUAUUUUUAAUAGACGAGGAAAUUGCUACAAAGAAAAUGAAAUAUAUUAAAACUGCACAUAACAUUGGGCUUCAUAUGAAAUAAAUGGACAUGUCUAAAACUCAUUUUGGAAUGCUAGUGAUAAAGCAACAGAUUAAGGCUUAUCAUAAACAUUUGCUGGUUAAUUUUAUAAAGGAAUAAUAUUUAGAAAUUGA
Molecule: messenger RNA, 405 nt
Organism: Ichthyophthirius multifiliis
Lineage: Eukaryota; Ciliophora; Oligohymenophorea; Hymenostomatida
Exons: 3
Source: RefSeq, a predicted model, not a curated record